AUGGGCAAGAAAAUCAAACAUUCGGACAUAUUUCCUAGCAACCCCAUGCUCAUGUGCAUUUGCGGAUCUUCGGGUUGUGGAAAGACUUAUCUCACUUUUAACAUGUUGACAACACCGAACCUUUUAGAUUUCGAGUCUCUGUAUAUUUACACGACUACUCCCGAACAAUCCUAUUAUCAGUUUCUCAAAGCUUUGGAAUACAUCUCGAAAGAAGAAGUUCAAGACAUUUUUCACUACUACGAAAGCAACGAAGACUUGCAAGAGAACACGGAAAUAAAAGACAUUUUAGACGGGUUUAUCAAAGAAAAAAAUCCUUCUCUGAAACCGACCGACGUAAAAAACUUGAUUGUCUUUGACGACUGCGUGGCACAAAAAAGUCAAACCGUUCAACAAGAAUUCUUCACAAAAGGAAGACAUCACAACUGUCACUGCAUAUACCAAUCCCAAUCUUUCUACGGAAUGGACGCCAUGUUUAUCAGAGAGAACGCAAAUUGUUUUUUAUUAUUCGAAUUAAACGACAAAGAUUUAUCUCAAAUUAUUCAGUCAAUAAAUCACGGAAUGGACAGAGACACGUUUAAAAAGGUUUGUAAAGCUCAAUGGAGAAACCCGGAUGAUCAUGGAUAUGUAUUUGUAAAUACUAGAAAACCUGCGGGUGAAAGAGUUAUGAUCGAUAUAUGUUAA
Messenger RNA from Lottia gigantea (owl limpet), 681 nucleotides. RefSeq lists its product as hypothetical. Lineage: Eukaryota; Metazoa; Mollusca; Gastropoda; Lottiidae. The record is from RefSeq and is a predicted model, not a curated record. Bases 1 to 681 code for a protein of 226 amino acids. The transcript has 2 exons.